Molecule: messenger RNA, 5826 nt
Organism: Lemur catta (Ring-tailed lemur)
Lineage: Eukaryota; Metazoa; Chordata; Mammalia; Primates; Lemuridae
Gene: GALNT10
Product: polypeptide N-acetylgalactosaminyltransferase 10
Exons: 12
Coding region: 138-1949 (603 amino acids)
Cellular component (GO): Golgi apparatus
Source: RefSeq, a predicted model, not a curated record
GCGGAGUUGGAGCGGGGUCGGCGCCGCGGCCGCUUCUGCUCGCCGAGCUGCUGCCGCCGCCGGGCGGGCGGGCGGACGCGCGGAGCGGGGGGCGGCGCGGCGGGGCCGGCGGGGCGCGGCGGGGCUGACCGGCCCCGAUGAGGCGGAAGGAGAAGCGGCUCCUGCAGGCUGUGGCGCUGGUGCUGGCGGCCCUGGUCCUGCUGCCCAACGUGGGGCUCUGGGCGCUGUACCGCGAGCGGCAGCCCGACGGCACCCCCGGGGGACCGGGGGCGGCGGUGGCUCCGGCGGCAGGACAGGGCUCACACAGUCGGCAAAAGAAGACGUUUUUCUUAGGAGAUGGGCAGAAGCUGAAGGACUGGCACGACAAGGAGGCCAUCUGGAGGGACGUUCAGCGCGUAGGAAAUGGAGAACAAGGGAGACCUUACCCCAUGACCGAUGCUGAGAGAGUGGAUCAGGCCUACCGAGAAAAUGGAUUUAACAUCUACGUCAGUGAUAAAAUCUCCCUGAACCGUUCUCUCCCUGACAUCCGGCACCCAAACUGCAACAGCAAACGCUACCUGGAGACGCUCCCCAACACAAGCAUCAUCAUCCCCUUUCACAACGAGGGCUGGUCCUCCCUCCUGCGCACCGUCCACAGCGUGCUGAACCGCUCGCCCCCGGAGCUGGUCGCCGAGAUCGUGCUGGUCGACGACUUCAGUGAUCGAGAGCACCUGAAGAAGCCACUUGAAGACUACAUGGCUCUUUUCCCCAGUGUGAGGAUUCUCAGAACCAAGAAACGGGAAGGGCUAAUCAGGACCCGAAUGCUGGGGGCCUCCGUGGCAACCGGGGAUGUCAUCACAUUCUUGGACUCACACUGCGAAGCCAAUGUCAACUGGCUUCCGCCCUUGCUAGACCGUAUCGCUCGGAACCGCAAGACCAUUGUGUGCCCCAUGAUCGAUGUGAUUGACCACGACGACUUUCGGUACGAGACACAGGCGGGGGAUGCCAUGCGGGGCGCCUUUGACUGGGAGAUGUACUACAAGCGGAUCCCGAUCCCCCCGGAACUGCAGAAAGCUGACCCUAGUGACCCAUUUGAGUCUCCCGUGAUGGCCGGUGGACUGUUCGCCGUGGAUCGGAAGUGGUUCUGGGAGCUGGGCGGCUACGACUCAGGCUUGGAGAUCUGGGGAGGGGAGCAGUACGAAAUCUCAUUCAAGGUGUGGAUGUGUGGGGGCCGCAUGGAGGACAUCCCCUGCUCCAGGGUGGGCCAUAUCUACAGGAAGUAUGUGCCGUACAAGGUCCCCGCUGGAGUCAGCCUGGCCCGGAACCUCAAGCGAGUGGCAGAAGUGUGGAUGGACGAGUAUGCCGAGUACAUUUACCAGCGCCGGCCCGAGUACCGCCACCUCUCCGCUGGGGACGUAGCAGCCCAGAAAAGGCUCCGCAGCUCCCUCAAUUGCAAGAGUUUCAAGUGGUUUAUGACCAAGAUCGCCUGGGACCUGCCCAAGUUCUACCCACCCGUGGAGCCUCCAGCGGCAGCUUGGGGGGAGAUCCGCAACGUGGGCACCGGGCUGUGUGCAGACACGAAGCAUGGGGCCCUGGGCUCCCCCCUGAGGCUGGAGAGCUGCGUCCGGGGCCGCGGGGAGGCUGCCUGGAACAACAUGCAGGUAUUCACCUUCACCUGGAGGGAGGACAUCCGGCCUGGAGACCCCCAGCACACCAAGAAGUUCUGCUUUGACGCCGUCUCCCACACCAGCCCGGUCACACUCUACGACUGCCACAGCAUGAAGGGCAACCAGCUAUGGAAAUACCGCAAGGACAAGACCCUGUACCACCCCGUCAGUGGCAGCUGCGUGGACUGCAGUGAAAGCGACCACAGGGUCUUCAUGAACGCCUGCAACCCCUCCUCUCGCACCCAGCAGUGGCUAUUCGAACACACCAACUCAACAGUCCUGGAAAAAUUCAAUAGAAACUGAGCCUCCUGUCCCCUUCGCAGGCCCAGCGGGUCCCGUCUGGCACUCACUGCUGUUUCCUCUCCCGAGGGGGGCAAGGCCUGUGUGGGCAGCUUGUGUAAGAGGUGCCAGCCACAUGGUGCAGGGUGAGCUGGAGCAAGGGGUCCGCCUGGUCCUCGAGCCCCCGAGUUGUGGGGAUGGCGUGGCGAGCAGGCCCCACAAGAGGCCCCGCAGAGAGCAGAGCCUGCUUUAAUCCCUGCUGGCAGCAUGGGAAAUCGGCAGGGCCUUUUCAACUUUGUCACCACGUCCCCUGGAGCAUUAUGCAGGAGACUAGCAAGGUAGCCAUAGGCCACCCAAACAUGAGUCCUGCAAGGUUGCCCAGCCGUCAGGUCACUCUGCUAUGUGACGGUGCUUUAGAAAGAAAGGCAAAAUUUGCCUCUUUGGGGCAGCUCUUAGCACCAAUGCCACCCAUCUGCAGCGGAAGGGAAAGAAGUCCCCUCAGGCCUUUAGUUUCUGUUGUCUUGGGGGUGACCGCAGUCACUGCCCAGCUUCUGUUCUCAGUCGCUGCCCCGGAUGAUUCAGUCAAAGGCAGUACCCGGGGCCCUCAGAGUGUUCGGUACGGAAUGCUGCCAGCUGCCGGGUCAGAGAGGGAUCCCUCUGACGUUCCUUUGCAGCCAUGGGCAUCCGGGAUAGCUCUCCCUGCUCUCUGGGGAUCUGAAAUGCCCGUUUUAGUGCUCUCCAGGCACAAGGACGGCCCAGCCACCAGCUUUUCAGGGCUGUGUUUCAGAUGGCCUCGAGUCCGUGGAAAAGCCCAAGUAGAAGACCUCCAAACUAGAAAUGCCUGCUGAACUUCCCUCAUCCAUGCUUCCACUUCCCUCUCUCGCUCCCAAGCAAUUACCUGCCUCGAGAGAAGGGAGGGGCCACGAGGUGCUGGCCCCACAGCGCCUGGAGGCCUCCAGGAUCAACCCUGGGCAAGACGCCUGGCCUCUGACCUCAUUGUGAUUCUAUUUCUCGCCCAGAACUCCAGCAUUCUUGAAGGACUCUAUAAUUCAAUCGUGAACUAGAAUGCUACAUAGGAUUCUGGUAUUCCUGCAUCUGAUAUGGAUUUCUAGAAUGCUGUGAUUAAAGCAGCCAGCCAGGUAUGAUACAGCCAAGGCAGCCCCCCGCCCCCAGCCUAGAGACAAUCCGUGAAAUCCAGAGUUGGUGGUGGUGUUGGGGGUGCGGGGAGCCCUGUGUCCGUCAGCUCAUGCCAGAGGCUUUGGUACGGUGUGCUCCUCAGCAAAGACCUGAAGCCAGGGAACCUUCCCCCAUCAUCACAGCCGCAGUCCCGUUUGCCAUAGAGAAAAGAACCUGACGUGCCAUGGCCAGACACACACCCAGCUUCACGCCAGCCCUUCGUGUUUACCUUCUGCGUUGUUAAUUACCCGGCAGGCUCCCAGAGGGCUUCCAGACUAACAGGAAGCAUUUCUGUCACCAACCCGCCACCCACGGAUUCAGAAAUGGAAAUCACAUUCCACAACCUAUGGCUCCCACCAGCUAGCCUAGGAAAUACUUGAACUCAGCAUUCCAAUUAAAGUCGGGUCUCUUGAUUGUGUCAUUUACCAAUUAAAUAACUGAGACAUACGUCUGGGAAGAGAGCCACAAAUCUGCCUUUGAGAUGCUGGCGGAUCUCAAGGCCAUCAAUUAUCGGGGGGGAGGAGGGAGGGAUAAACACUCCCAGCCAUCGCCACCCGGAGCGAACGUGCGCAGCUGGCAAAGGAUCGCUUCCUCUUCUGCCCCAGCACAAGCCCUGCUCUGGCCACCUGUCCAUGAGAGGGGCGGCCCCUGCGCUUGCAAAGCUUGCUUGCUAAUCCCUGUUGUCCUUUUCCAAACGAGUGCUAUAUCUUUAGAAGUGGCCCUCUAUAGAAAGGAGCCAAAAGAUGAGGCCCCUUCUAGAAUCUAGGAUAACAAGAGUGUUGGCAGUUUGGGGAGUUAAAAUUAAGAUUUAUCAUCGGAGAGCAAUGCAGCAUCAUUAAAAUAAAAACUGUGCCUUUUAAAAAGAAAAAAUGCAAAUGUACAGCAAAUCCCUAAACUUGAACCAUUUCCUAGUGCCUUGCUAGACAAAGGGGCAGGGUUGGGGGGAGGGGAACAUUUUUGGUGGUGUGUGCGGUUCCUAUGGGUUGAGUGUGUGUUUCUUAAUGUCUGAUUUCAAGCAGGAGAUGGUGGGCCUCUAGGCAAGACCUGAGACUGAGAUGCCUCCGCGAGGCCAGAGUUGCUCCAGUCAGUGCAAGUCAUGCUCCGAAUUAAAAAGGCAGCUGGGCACCUAGUUUAGCCCGUGGCCUAGAAGGGCCUCUGCAGCCCCUGAGAGAAAGCCUUGCAUUACCUCACUGGGCCCUGUUGGGGGCCCAUGCCUGUGGUCCCCAUCCCAACCCCCACACAGAGUGCUUGUCCUGGGAUUCAGUGGGGCAGAGCACUGGCUGGGCUUCCAAAUUGUCCCACUCUAGGUGGGUGGCCGUGUUCUUGGCAUGGCCGGGAUUCCUGCGGAAAGCAGGAGCAGCAGCAAGCCGUCCUCAGCCUUCCCUUUCCCACCCUCUGGCUCUCCUUGCCAGUCUGGUUUCACACCCUGAACAGGGACAACAUGUCCCGUGAGCACCGUGUCCUGGGGACAGCACUUCCUCGGCUCAGUUUCACUGACCAACUGCCUAAUUGCUCUUACUAAGCCACUCAUUGUUUUGGCCUCGUUUCUUGAAAAGCACCUGUCUCCAGGAUUCAGGUUUCGGCUCACAUCCUCAGCGGAUACUCAGUAAAACUGAGCCAGGAGCCUAUGGGGAUGCCGACAGCCAGGUGAUGGGUCUUUAUUCGAGGAUGAGGUCACAAAAAAGGGUGUUGCUAGAAAGGAUCAUGACCCUGUGGCCCACCAGCAGCCUUUUAGAAGGGGACUGCAGAAACAUUUCGGAGAGCAAAGAGUGUCUUUGCUGUAAGUUCGAGGCCCUUGGACGUGGCUAAAUUUGCAGGCACGUGUGUGCAAAGCCAUUCCAUUUUCUGCUUCCAGUUGGAGCCUUCAACUUUACAAACAGUCCAGGAACUGUUGAUUCUUCCCUUUAGGAAACAGAUAGCUCAGAGGCAGAGGACGGUACAUCUGCAAAGGGGAUCUGAUUGGGGGGGAGGGUGACAUUAGGUCCAGGGGAGAAAGCAGUUUUUGUUGAAGAUGUAGCAUAUGGAUUUCCAAAGUCUAUAGUACAGUCACUUUUCAAAACUCCAACCUAUUGAAUUUCUUUUUUUCCUUAAGAAAUAGGUGAUGUCUUUGAAAAAAGCUCCAUAUUUCUUUCUGAGCAGCUCCAUUUUUCUAGUCUCUGGAUUCUCAAAAGAGUGAGUGGCAAAGCACUUUACAGUAGUAACUGAGAAAUCCAGAUUCCUUGCUUCAACGAUGCCUAGUUUGUACAGAUUGGGUAAUAUUUUAUAAUUCCUAGGAGGCGAUGCAUUUUUAAUGUUUUCUGAAGAUUUGUAAGUGUGGGUAAGGGUCAAGUUCUGUCCUGGAAGUCUUUAUUGCUUUCAACUAAUAGAAAGAGCCAAGUAAGAUUUUUAGUUCAAACUUGAUCUUGAGCCAAGACCCACUGCCACCUCUGGGGCUGGACCUACAUGCCAAGUGACAAGGCCGUCUUAACAUCUGCUUCCAAAAUGGCUUGAUUCAGCUGUGCCAGACAACAGAGUCAGGCCCCUGCUCUGUUACUGGCUGGAAGACUGGGAUCCCACAGGGGUUGCAGGCAGGGAAUAUUUGGGAAGUCAGACUGGGACUCUAUAGCGAAAGCUCAAGACCACCAACCUCUUCUCCUGCCUGGAAAAGUGAGCCUUUGUGAAGAACUGACUUGCCUUGUACAAUUGUGAUUGUGAUUGUUGAGUAAACCUCCAGAAUUUCUCUAAA